Messenger RNA from Drosophila grimshawi, 540 nucleotides. RefSeq lists its product as uncharacterized. The record is from RefSeq and is a predicted model, not a curated record. NCBI's taxonomy places the organism in Eukaryota, Metazoa, Arthropoda, Insecta, Diptera, Drosophilidae. The coding region runs from base 1 to 540 and encodes 179 amino acids. The transcript has 2 exons.
AUGUUUUCAAUCACCAGUAAAUUGCUUAUCACUAUAGUUUCAUUGGGAUUAACAAAUAUUAUUUUGUCAACCAAACUGGAAUUCAGAAGCGGCAAUUGUAAUUUUAAGCAUGAUGUCUUCUCCAACUUUACAAUUAAAUUCGCCAAUAGUAACGCUAACAUUGAUAUGAUUAUAGUAAGCAUAUUACCUUAUGGCCUAAAGGUCCAUUUGAGUUUUGGGAUGCGUAUGUCCAAGGAGAAGGCAUAUCAAAUCGUUUUUCAACAUAAUAUAAAAAACUUCUGUUCUCUGAUCAAAGGCACGCAGAAAUCACUUUAUAGUCGCUGGUUCGCCGACAUGCUAAAGCAUGGUAAUUUUGCGACUAGCUGUCCCAUUCAGAGAGGUUAUUACUACUUGCAUAACUGGGGUUUGGAUACGAGUUUGGUGCCCUCAUUUCUAUACAUGGGUGACUAUCAAUUGGGUCUCCGUUUAUAUUAUGGCAAGUACAAGAAAAAUGACUAUGCGCCAAUCCUGGAGUGCAUUAUGCAAACGUUGUUGGUUUGA